This is a messenger RNA of Gilbertella persicaria, 2607 nucleotides long. Its product is annotated as kinase-like domain-containing protein. The transcript has 3 exons. Gene Ontology annotation, biological process: protein phosphorylation. The record is from RefSeq and is a predicted model, not a curated record. NCBI's taxonomy places the organism in Eukaryota, Fungi, Mucoromycota, Mucoromycetes, Mucorales, Choanephoraceae. Gene Ontology annotation, molecular function: ATP binding; protein kinase activity. The coding region runs from base 329 to 2479 and encodes 716 amino acids.
ACUUUCUCUUUCUUUCUUUUUUAUAUGUGUCACACUUUACUCUUUGUUAACUCAUAAAAAUAAAAAUAAUAAAAAAAAAAGUGUGACAUGAAAGCAAUAUUCAAGUCAAGAAUAGACACAGUACUUGAGUCUGAGUCUUCCUCAUCUUCACUCAAUAGUGAUUCACCAGAGUGCUCUCGAAAGUUUUGGACACGUCCUACCAACAGUCCUGAACCUUCUAGCUCGUCUAAUAAGGAAUAUUCCGAUACUCAUGAUAUGAAAGACCAAGGUAGUAAUCAUAAAGCAGUAAAGCAAGAGCUAAUACAACUUAGUGGAUCAUUUUUAUACCAUGACAUACGUUGAAGAAGAAGGAGGAGGAGGGAGAGAUAGCUUCCUUUCUCAUCCUAGGCACCCUAUUCGACACCAAAAGAAUACACUAGCUAUUGCAUCAUCCAACGACCCUCAAGAGACCAAGAACGAGUCAGCAAAUAAAAGGCACCAGACAAAACUACUUUUGGUGUCCCUGAUUGAAUCCUUAUGUCAGACCUAUGGUGACUCUCCCGAGUCCAGGCGCAAAAUAUUUUUCAUGAUCUGCCAAACACUCAAUAGCAUGGGCUUUAUUGAUUCUGAAUUUAUUGAUGAAGUAGCUAGUGUUCGAUCCACAUACCAUAAGGCAUUUGAACAUUUGUUUUAUACAGCUGCACAAACAGUUCGUCAACAAGAACUGAAUAUGGGUAAACAACCUCGUCUGUUGACAUCGCUGGAACAACAAGACAUCUUGAAGGAGCGUAUUGAAUCACUUUCUCGAGAACCAAAGCUUCAGUAUACACUCAGUAUUCAAAACUCACGUUACAAGAAUGAUUUUGUUCAAGUCAAAAUUUUAGGUCGAGGCGGGUUUGCCAGUGCUUGGUGUGCUCGCAAUAAAUUGGACGAUAUAGAGUAUGCAAUCAAGAAGAUUCGAUUGAUGGAUCAAGCUGAAGAAGGUUAUGAAAAGAUUUUUAGAGAAAUCAAGAAUCUAGCCCGACUUGAACAUCAUAACGUGGUGCGAUAUUAUUCGUCAUGGCUGGAAUAUGCAAUUGAUGACGACGAUGAUCAAGAAGAUGAUGACAAUGAAGAUUGGGUCUCGACGAACUCGUAUUCAAGAGCAAGCGUGUCUUUUACAGAUCAAGAGGAUAACUCAAGUGUUUUCAAUGGUCAAGAUCCUACGUUUGAUGAACCAAGUUCAUCUUUUGAUUCUUUGAAUAAUAACAAACCUACUACAGCAGAAGAAAUGUCAUUUAUUCAAUUUGGAAAUGAAGAAGGAGAAGGAGAUGAAGAACAAGAAGAAAAUAGCGAAAAACCAAAGAUUUACAUUCACCCUACUCGCUCAAAUUCGACCAUAACGUCGUCCAACCAGCAUAAAACGAAAAAAGAGGGUGGCUUUAUCCUGUUUAUUCAGAUGCAACUCUGUCCAAGUACUUUGCAUGAAUACAUCAAAAUUAGAAAUCAGAAUCCUAAAGAAUACUUUGACGAGCAACAAAACAAAGAUUUGUUCUGUCAGAUCUUACAAGGUGCUGCUUAUAUUCACCAACAGGGCCUUAUUCAUCGUGACUUAAAACCAAGCAAUAUAUUUCUUUCGAGACGUGAUGGAUCAUCUGAAGCAUUGAUUCCCAAGAUUGGUGAUUUUGGUUUAGCUGCCAGUGUCAUUCAAAACGAACAGGAAGAGGAAGCAGAAGGUGUUGAAGAAGACGACGAUAUGUAUUACGAUUAUCUUGCGUCGACAUUUGAAAGUCAACAUUCAACGCAAAGUGCCAUUGAAUUACUUGCUGCUUCUUCCUCUCCUUCAAGCAAUCAUAAAGAGAACAGCAGCAGUACGUCAGAUAGUAUUCUAUCUCUUUAUCCUGCAUUACCGCCGAAAAGGAAAACAUCUCAGUCACAAAGAAACAGGACAGGUGCUGUAGGUACGCGAACGUAUGCUGCACCAGAACAACUUGCAUCUUAUAACGAACCCUAUGAUGAAAAAGCAGAUAUUUACUCUCUAGGCAUCAUCUUGUUCGAACUCUAUUAUCCAUUUUCAUCUGCUAUGGAACGUGCUAUCACUCUUGACCGUCUUAAAAAGCAUAUCUUUCCUGAAACUUUUGUUAAAAAAUACUGCGUGUUGAAAGAUAUUAUUUCAAGUAUGAUGAGCCUUGAUCCUUGUCAUCGUCCAGCUGCACUUGAGUUAUUGAACCAUGCUUUCUUUCGAGACAACAAGUAUGCUCAACAACAGCAACAACACAGUUUAAUUACUACCAACACUGCAUUAUCCUACGUAUCUUCACGAGAACUUCACCAUGAUCGCGAAAUGGCCGAGAUGCAACAUCGGUACCUUCAAAUGAAACAAGAAAAAGAAGAUUUACAGAGACGGUUGGAUGAACUUCAAACGAAAUUGGAUGGAUGUAGUGUCGAUACCAAAAAGAGACAUCAUUCUUGUGAAGAAGAACAAGGCCAGCCGGAUAUGAAACGAAAAGAACUAUCAUAGAUAUAUAUAUAUAUAUAAUACCACAAAAACAUCCUCACUCUCUCCUAUUCAUUGUAAAUAAAAACAAAUUCACACUAUACAAGAAUAGUUUCAACUUGGCCGAAUUGCAGAGUCUCUAAACUAAGAAA